Messenger RNA from Cervus elaphus (red deer), 1080 nucleotides. Its product is annotated as basic salivary proline-rich protein 2-like. The transcript has a single exon. The coding region runs from base 1 to 1080 and encodes 359 amino acids. NCBI's taxonomy places the organism in Eukaryota, Metazoa, Chordata, Mammalia, Artiodactyla, Cervidae. The record is from RefSeq and is a predicted model, not a curated record.
AUGACUCGGCAUUCCGUCCUUCCCUCCCCCUCCCCGCCCUGCGGCCCGCUGUCCCCCCGCCCACCCAGCGCCGGGCAGACAGCGGACCCUCCCUCCCCGCCGGGAUGCUGUCCCGGCCCCUCCCCAAGCGCGAGAGAUGCCUGCUGGGUUUGCGAGAGAACUAGGGCGGGAGGCGGCUUAAAGGACAAGCCAAAGGGGCUGCGCGGCGGCGCCCCUGUCACCCGAGCCCCGGCGCCGGGAGAGCGCCUCCAGCCGAGACGUCGCGGCCCCGCAGCCCCCUCCCCUCCUACCGCCGGGCCACACCUGUUACUGGGGCGCCGCCUGCGUGGAUGCAAGCCGUGUCCGCAGGCGGGCCCUCCCAAACCGUGGGGCUUUCUGGAAGGGAGAAGGGGUCUCUUGGGAGAAGGACGCGACCUGGGCUGGGCGCUGGGCAGUCCCGGCGGCGCGCACCAAGCCGGCAGCCAGCCCUCCCACCGCAGCCCCCGCCGCCAGCCCGCCCGUUUUGCUCUCGAUUCCAGCAUCCGCCCUCCCCCACCCCGGGGACCAGGGCCCCUGCCUGCGCCCCGCCGCCGGGGACACCCUCCCCUCCGGCCGGGCCGCGCCAGCCGCGCCCCCUCCCGGGUGCCCCUUCCGCCUUUCUCUUCUUUGCUCCAUCCCUCCCCUCCCCCGCCGGUGCAGCCCCAGUCCGGGCUGCAUCCCGGGUGUCGGCUCCAGCCCGGGCGAGUGGAAGAUCGCGGAAACGGGGAGGGUUUAUCGAGAUGCUGCCAGCUGCCUGCGUCCUCCCCGCAGCGACCCCGCCUGCGCCAGACCAGCGUCCCCCUGCAGCCGGGGCCGCAACCAAAGUGCCUCUCCAGAAGGCUGUGCCUCGCUGCGCAAGAAGGGCGGACACCCCUGAAUUUGCCCCAUUGUUCUCCGCAGGGACGGGGGAGGGUCGGGGGAAGUGAAGGGGCCGCGCCAAGGGCUCCGGGCGCGAGCUCCCCGCCCGGGGAGCGCUGGACGCAGGUGCGGGAUGCGGCCCCGGGGCCCGGCGAGCCGCGGCCCUACCUCUCCGGCGUCACUGGCGGCGGCGGCGCGGCAUGA